This is a messenger RNA of Podarcis lilfordi (Lilford's wall lizard), 5723 nucleotides long. The record is from the annotation of a GenBank genome assembly. Lineage: Eukaryota; Metazoa; Chordata; Lepidosauria; Squamata; Lacertidae.
AUGGCUCUGAAAGCCAGCGGGGAAAGAGUGGUGAGUGUGUACGCAUGCACAUGGAUGCGCACGCUCUUGCGCACAGGCAAUCCAGCCCACUGGCGGAAACGUUUGCCAACCCCUGCUAUUAUAUGAAGGAAAUAAUAAUAAUAAUACCCCACCCGUCUGGCUGGGCUUCCCCAGCCACUCUGGGGGGCUCCCAACAGAAUAUUAAAAACAUGAUAAAACAUCAAACAUUAAAAACUUCCCUAAACAGGGCUACCUUCAGAUGUCUUCUAAAAGUCAGAUAGUUGUUUAUUUCCUUGACAUCUGAUGGGAGGGCGUUCCACAGGGCAGGCACCACUACUGAGAAGGCCCCCUGCCUGGUUCCCUGUAACCUCACUUCUCACAGGGAGGGAACCGCCAGAAGGCCCUCGGUGCUGGACCUCAGUGUCUGGGCUGAAUGGUGGGGGUGGAGACGCUCCUUCAGGUCUACUGGGCCGAGGCUUUAAAGGUCAGCAUCAACACAUUGAAAUAUGCUCGGAAACGUACUGGGAGCCAAUGUAGGUCUUCCAGGACCAGUGUUACAUGGUCUUGGCGGCCACUCCCAGUCACCAGUCGCAUUCUGGGUUAGUUGUAGUUUCCAGGUCACCAUCAGAGGUAAUAAUCAUAUCCAUUUAUUCAUUUUUGCCUCUUGCGCCACCCUCCACUGGCACAUAGACUGCCAUCCCGGAACGAAGCUGGCAAAAGUUUCUCCACCCCAGCUAUGAAAUCUAAUCUCUGUUGGCAGAUAGGGCCGCAUGAUUGGUUUCAUGUGUAUUUAUGAAGAUGCUUCUUAAAAUAUAGAACAAUCUUUAACCACUGUAGAUCAGUGUGCAAUUCCGAAGACAUGUUCCUUAAGACGACAACGACAAGCUAUCAAUAAAUCUGUGGAAAGAAGCAUGUUCACUGAAAGUCCGGAAAGGAGGACAUGCAAGGUGAAAAAUGGCGCUCUAUAUUGCAUAUCAAGUUAUACGACUCCCUCUAAUAGCAAAGUCAGGUGGCGGGCGCUGACAGCAUUGUAGCCAAAACAGGGACUCUGAGAAACAAGAGCAUGUCUUAGCAUACACAAGGGAAUUCAAAGCUUUGCAGAAGUACAAGAAAGCUUGACCCCCAUAAAACUUCCUAAUGAAGACUAAAUGUACUUAGUACAUGCAGAAUGUCUGCCACUUGGCAGGGGAAUGGAAAAAUUUUCACAGGGGUAUGUGAAAAUUCUAAUGGAGAGAGAAAGGUGGGGGAAACAGUUCACCAUUUUCUUAGCACACAUAUUAUUUCCUAAAUUACCAUUGAGAAGGUCUUCAUAUCUUUGCUUUGCUUUUCAGAAAAAUGAAUCAACAUCUUGGCUCCAAACGCCGCGGUGUGGCAGUCCAUGAUGCCCGUGGCUUGAAGAACUUUUGGGAAGAAAUCAUCGAAGAAACACAGGCCAAGCAAAAAGAAGUUGAAGACUUUCAGUUAACCAGAAGUGCUUUGAAUAAGUGAGUGGUUUUCUCUUACUCGCGUGGAAGCUGCCAAGCAAAAGACUGUAGGGGGUCCUCUAAAAUGGGCGUCUCCAAUAGUUCUGCCCCUUAGAGUAGAUACCCUCCAGCAUUUCUCCGAUGAAAAUAGGGACGUCCCAUUCCAUAACAAUAAAUUUCCUAUUUAUACCCCACACAUCUUACUGGGUUGCCCCAGCCACUCUGGGCAGCUUCCAACAUAUAUAAAAAAAACCAUAAUAAAACAUUAAACAUUAAAAAAAAAAUUCCCUAUACAGGAUUGUUUUCAGAUGGCUCAGGGGGUGGAUAACUCCACACCCUCCAACAUUUCUCUGAUGAAAAUAGAGACAUCCUACCAUGCCCUCCGGACACAGGUGGCGCUGCGCUCUAAACCACUGAGCCUAGGGCUUGCCGAUCAAAAGGUCGGUGGUUCAAAUCCCCGCGACGGGGUGAGCUCCCGUUGUUUGGUCCCUGCUCCUGCCAACCUAGCAGGUCAAAAGCACAUCAAAAGUGCAAGUAGAUAAAUAGGUACCGCUCCGGUGGGAAGGUAAAUGGCGUUUCCGUGCACUGCUCUGGUUCACCAGAAGCGGCUUAGUCAUGCUGGCCACAUGACCCAGAAACUGUCUGUGGACGAACGCCGGAUCCCUCGCCCAGUAAAGCUAGAUGAGCACCGCAACCCCAGAGUCCACCGCAACUGGACCUAAUGGUCAGGGGUACCUUUACCUUUACCAUGCCCUCCAACAUUUCUCCAAUGAAAAUCGAGACAUCCUAAGGAAAAGUGGGACAUUCAAAUCAGGAUCAAAUCAGAAACUGGGGUGGCUUCUCUAAGUCAGGGACGCUCCUGGAAAAUAGGGACACCUAGAGGCUCUGAGAGUGUGCCAAUGAGCACCAAACUCUCUGCAGUUCAAUAAUGAAAGAAGAUGCCUUUUAUGGAAGGUUUUCAAGAAGAGACAGGAUGGGCAUCUCUCAGGAAUGCUUUUCCAGAUGGUGAACCACCACCCCAUCUCAUCUGACCCACCAAGUCUUUUCCCCUGUCCUGCUGGCCUUGACUACGACUGGAGAUAUUAAUGGCUACAGUGGAUUAAGGGCCUCUCACCUUGUCCUUUGCCUGCUGUCCUUGCUAGCAGAUUAGCAGACUCCAAGAACUGGAAGGAACGCUCUAGUCUCCUCCAAAGUUUCCCCAGCUCUUCAUUAGAAAUUUCCACCACAACCAAAUAACGCACAGAGGCUCCACACAAAGUAACUUUUACAAAUGAUAAUUCAAACAAUGUUCAUUUAAUUCAACAGGCUAGAUAGAGAGACUGACCUCCCUCCCAAGGGCAGCUGAUGAUUAUGAGCAAGCAGCAGCCUGAAGUGAAGACAAAUAUUCUCUUUAUGUUCCCUGGGCUGUUGUAGUUAGCAAGUCGCACUUGGCCAAAGAGAGACUGUGCUUUGAAUAAAGAUAUUCCCUGCUGAUUAGACUGAUUUUUAAGAUCUUGACUAUGCCCUCUUGAGAAUGCCGCUUUGACUACAGGGCACAUCAAACUGAAAAAUAAAUAUUAAACAGUAAUUUGCAAUCUAAAUUGGAAACAAAAUGAAAAUGACCACAGCCUUAAAAGGCCAGGCAAUGCUUAUUGAGACAUUAAAGGAGGCAGGCAACAAUACUCAGUGGUAUAUUGAGCAGUGACAUUUCAUUCUUGGCCUAGAAUAUUGGGUGCUUUCCGUGCAUAGUAUUGCUGAGAAGUUAAUCUGUCAUCAAUGGCCUCCAGUUAUAUUAUCAACUGGUUCCGCUCUUGGCGCUAUACCAUAAAGGAUCUUCAGCUUAUUGCAUUUUCACACUUGUGAUUUUUAAAAGUACUUAGAUUGUAUGUUGAUUAUUGUCAAAAGCGUUAUCACGUAUUUUGCCAAAACUCCAUAAUUUUCUGCAAUAGUAGGUGUGGCUGUUUCUGCACAAUUUCACCAUGGACACAGUCAGAUGGCUCUGUUUUCUGGGGUCAAGAGCUCCUAAGUUCUGGUCCCUGCUGUUCCAAUUGUGUGGAGGGCUCCCUUCCACAUUGGCCCUCAGAACUAAUUGAGAACUAAUUGAGACCAACAUGUCCCCGAUGAAAAUAGGGAUGUCCCAUUCCAUAACAAUAAUUUAGAAGGCCCUCUGCCUGGUUCCCUGUAGCUUUGCUUCUCGCAAUGAGGAAACCGCCAGAAGACCUUUGGCACUGGACCUCAGUGUCCAGGCAGAACGAUGGGGAUGGAGACGCUCCUUCAGGUAUACUGGGCCAAGGCCAUUUAGGGCUUUAAAGGUCAACACCAACUCCUCUCCUCUCACCAUUUUAUUGUGAGACUAGAGGCUCAAAAAGAUUGCCUGCUCUGUCACCUGGAAAUCCCCCAGAGCAUUCAGGAAUGCUUCAGACUUCAAAAGGUCUCCAGGGGUGGACCAUCUCAAUAAGUCCUCCAUCCCUACGGGUGGAAAGUGUCGCCACAAUAAAUGGUCUGACUAUGACAAGGAGGUCAUUACAACUCUCCCCACUCCAGACCCCACCCCAUGCAAAGAACAAUCAAUAUAUCUGUCUCUGUGCAUUGUGCCAGCAAUAUAUUGAGACAUCUCCACAGUUGUAAUGGGGACCGUGAAGUCUCAAGUUGGUCCCUUUAAGACAGGCACAGGAAGUCUACUGAAGUCCCGCAGGAAAAUGGCCCUGAAGUUCUCCAACACCACUGUUGAGACUAGCUCCACCAGCUUGGGUAGGGAGAAUACUGGACAGUGAGGAUCACGGGCAGCACCCCUUUUCUAUGUGUGGUCCAACACCAGGUGCAGGCCCUCAAGGGAGCAAGGGAGUCUCCUUGUGAGGGAGAUAUCAUCCUUGUUGACUGCUACAGUGACUCCUCACUCACCGCCCCAACUGUCCAGACUGUUUUGAUGCGUUCCCAGGUGGACACAGCUGAGUCAGAUUAACGCCACCCAGCUCAUCUAUCCAGGUCUCAGUAAUACAAAUCAGCCAGCCCCAUCAUCCAUGAUCAAGUUGUGAAUGGUAGAGAUCUCACUAUGGGCAUAUCUGGCAUUAAACAACUGAGUAAAAUGGCAGACCAACCUAGAUCUGGAAGGACGGAUGGAAGGACUGGAAGUGGGGAUCGCCUCCAACAUCUGUUCCCUCUUCUCUUUUCCUGUCCAGUUCGAUCCCCUACCAUAUCUCCCCCUGCCCAUGCUUACCAUCAUAGCAGACCCCUAAUUCUAUUCCCCAUAAGUAUUUCCCAAGACUUAUGCUGAAACACUCCACACACAUCCGGUCACUUAUUCUCCUGCUCCUCAUUCAUCUGCAGACUCAAUCUCCACUCACACCCCACUGCAAGGACGCAGUCCACACAAUCCAAUGCAGAGCCCAACAAAAUCCAGCCUCUGGUCAUUUCAAGAAAACACAAUAUAUGUAGCCUUUGUAACAAAUGUCAAUAGACUAGAUUUUACUCCAGAUUUUAAUACCCUCGAUCCUUUUGGCACUGGACUUUACUGACAUUUUGUUUCUGUGCCUCAGCCACUUCCCCUACAAUCUAUAUCCUUCCUAAGAGAUGUCUGCAGUGGGUGGGAAUCUUUAUCUUUCACUGGGACAUUUUCUGUCAACCUGGUCGUACAUUAAAAGUUCUAUCAGGCAUAUGGAAAGUGUCUAGGCAACAUUAAAACUGCAUAUUGUUGAUUCAAACGGCAUGCAUAUUAUUUAGACAAUUCACUGAGUUUUGUUUUGACAGGAGUAACAUAAACAGCAGUCUGUGCUCACAGAUUUCCUUGAUGUCAUUUCCAAUGCAUGCAUUAUACGAUUUUUUUCCUAUGAGGCAGCAGUUAGGCUUCAUCAAGGGAAUACCCUGGGGAGAAGGUGGCAUAUAUCUAAUGACAGCAUUUUCCCAGUUGUUUGACUCCUCUGGAAUCUAGCAAUGUCACCAGGUUUCACACUGAUGAUGAGCUAUGCCAUUAGUAUUCUCUCUGUGUCCCCAGCCAGAAGGCUGGAGAGAUACCUUUGCUAAAUUAACACAAGACAAGUGCAUUGGUGAUGAAAGAAAAGGGACAGCAUUGCUAUCAUGCAAAAGAGCUAGACAUCUGAAAAAUCUGGCGAGGGAUUUUACUGAUGAGAGCGUCUCUUCCUUGGCCCCAGGCUCCGACGUGAAUGGACCCAGAGACUGGAAGGUCGCUUAAAGAUGCUUCAGAAGACCAGCGAAAAGCCAAAACUUCAGAGCAGUCUAUUGCCAAUAGAAGCUUUUCAGCAGAUUCAUAAAACAGUAGCCUAA